CCUGCAAGUUAUAGGCAGUAACCCGGCCGCCGCCUUCCUCGUAAAAGGGACGUAUCCCACCCGUUUACUCCCUUCCCUUUUUCCACUACCACCCCCUGGAAACGGCGGUCCAGCAGCGGCUUCGAAACUACGCUCACACAUACUAGGCAGCUGUGUAGUAGUGUCGUCCCUGGGUUCAUUGCGCGCGCUAUAUAUAAUUAUACGUACAACGGCAAACCGAGCAACCGCCCUAUAUCCUGCCCGUCUAUAGUAACCAACAGUUGUUGUGUUGUGCGUCCGCUAAACGAUAAUAUUGCGUGCGUUAUAAUUUGUGCGUACAGUGUAUUAAAAUAGCAACGACAUCGUGUUAAUGUUGAUAUAUUUGUUCGUAUAAAAUAACGGUUUUUUUUUUUUUUUUUUCACUAAGCUAAUACCGAUAACGUCUGAAAAGUGAUACGCGGUGACGUUACAGUGAAUGGGAUGCCGCCGCCGUCUGAAAAUGCAGUACAACAGAUGACUGUAGUCCAACUUCGCGGGAAAUCUUCAUCCGUCUGUGGCUCGUAUAGACACUAAUGUCGCUACAAUAAACGUAUUGACGUAAACUGUAUAAGGCCAUUAAUCUUUUGCUCAAAAAGCGCUCAAGUAUUUGUUUGUUUGUUUUGAUUUCUAACCAUACACAAUAAUAAUAUUAUAGUACACACUAAAUGGAUUCUAACACGUUAAUGAUUGAUGACGACGACGGCCAGCCGUCUAUGAUGAUGUCUACACCACCUCCACCACCUUCGUUUCAUGGUGAGGCACCGCUAGCGCAACCCGACGAUGACUUGCGUACGCCUGGCGGGUUAGACGACACCACUGGUACGGGUUCUACCGUGUCUCCCGUGUCUCCUGUGCACAAGAACAAUAGUGCGAAAAUCGACGAACCGGUUUCUUACGACAGAGAUAAGGACACUAUCAUUAUUCCUUUGAUAGAUCGGAACCCCAUGCCACCGCAGACGAUGGAACCUACUGCUGAUGACCGUGACGUUCCUGUGGUGAGCAUGUCAAGUGGAGGAGCAACCGGCGUCCCGCCGAUAUCAGAACAAGAACAACUUAAAGGUACAAGUGGUUCAGCAGAUGAACAAUCGGACAGUAAAAAAGAAAAAGAAAAGAAGAACAAAAACAAAAACAAAAAUAAAGAUGAAUCAAAGAAAGAAAAAUCUAAAUACUCGAGUUCCGGUACUGAUGGAGCCGCAGGAAUAGGUGAUGACGGAAACUCAGCAGCUGCCCAACGUUACGCUUCUGGGGCCGUUGGAUGUCCAGCCACUACAGAAUACAUUUUACUCACCGUACUCUGUUCAGUUCUAUUAAUAGCAUGCACUGCCGGUACUGCUUAUUGGACAAUUGCGUUUAGAGAUGGCUACGAUACUACUCCAGCAGCAGUGUCAGGAGGAUCUUCAUGGUUCCCGUGGCCACCACCAAGUCUUAAAGAAAUCCUUCGAGUUGGCGUCUUCACCUAUCAAUUACAUAAUGCAUCUCAAUCCUCGUCAGAUCAAUCUUUCCUCCCUACUACAACAGCUCAACAACUCAAUACUCAAAAUCCCUUAGAAAUCAGUUUGGCCGAAAGACGAUUCAACUUGCAUCCAACCAUGAUGGUAGCCGGAUUUGUCACGGUUACUGGAUUCUCAAUGCUCGUUUAUAGAAUGGCUGCUAAAUGCACUGGAACCGGAUGUAGAACCACCUACUUGAAAUUAACUCAUUCCCUACUGCACACAGUCAUCGGAGUACCGUGCGUAUGUAUUGGAGCCCUAGCAGCCGCCCAGUAUCACACGUCUUUGCGUUUACCGCAUUUGUAUUCUGUGCACAGUUGGAUGGGCACACUAACUUAUUCACUAUUUUUUGUGCAGAUAAUCCUAGGGCUUUUUACAUUUGUCGUUUUGCUGUGUUGCCGAGCCGCCACUGCCAGAUGCCGAUUACGGUGUUUCGCUCCUAUACACGCAACUUUGGGACUUUGCACUUUUUCCAUGGCUAUUGCUACUUGUUUGACCGGCUUGCAACAACGUGCUGACACCAAGAUCUACAAUUCUACUAACGGUAACAGCUUGGCCAAUUCAGUCAACGAAAAACUUCACACGACUGUAGAACCCGUGGUCGUCAACUGUCUCGCCGCUCUUCUAAUAUUGACUUUGAUAGUCGUAUCUUACACUGUACGCCGUGAAUCUUUGAAACGAUAUCAAAUAGGCGCUGGAGGUCCUCCCUUGAUAUCUACAGCCACCGUAAGCCCCAUGCGAGGCACUACGGGUACUUCAAUAAAAUCAUCAAGUUCCACUAGAAAAUUACAACCUCCAGUUUAAGCCCGAUACAUUUGUAACAUGUAUAAUUUAAUUUUGCGGCCUAAAUGAACAACGAAAUUCCUCAAUGAUUCUUCCAUUACUUCCAAUACAACUUCACGUGACUUCGUGCACUAAAUUUAAGAGCUUUCUGAGACGGUCUACUCCGGUACAGGUACCAUGACACACAGUAAGGUAUUCUGUACUUGUAGGUUAAGAAAAAAAUAACGUUUUCCUUUUGUACAACAUUUAAUAGAAAAUUAAAUUCCUUUUGGUUAUUACGAUUAUUAAUACUUGAAAAAUUAAUUCUUUCAUAUACUUAUGUUUCCUGUAUGCGAUAAUAAUAAUAAGCGUUAAGCGGAUGUAAAAUAAGUAGUAUAUAGAGUUUAUAUUAUAUAUUUAAAAUAGAAUCUGUGCAGUUGGCGAUUGAACAACGAACAGUAUGAUAUAUUAUUAUUAUUAUUAUUAUUAUUGUAUGUACAAUGAUUAAGAUGUGAAAUUAAUCUUGAUCACGAUUUGACCAAUAAAAAUAAUGACUUAGGUGUACAUUAUUAAAAAUCAUUAUUUUAUGUAAUAUUUAGCUUUAUUAUCUUAAAUAUGAAGUAGUCGUUAUAUUGUUUUGGAGUAAUAUUUAAUAAUCUCUUAUUUCUAUUAAACGUUUCAGUGUACAAUUAUAUAAAUAUUAUAUUAUAGCAUUUAUGUAGAAAGAAAAAUAUUAUUGUUUUCGUUAUAAAAAAAAAACUCUCCCUAUUAUUAUUAUAUAUAUUUAAAAAUUUAUUACGUAUGUUUUUCUUGUAAUUAAUCUAUAAAUAUUUAUAUAUUAUAAAUUGUAAUUGUAUUAAUAAUACGAGAAAGUUUUUCGGGUGUUGUAUUUAUAUUUAUAGAUUUUUAGUAUUAUGAGCAAUUAUAUAUAUUGACAUAUGUAUAAUAUCAAUUAGCAUUUUAAAUGAGCACUUGCUGGCAGAGUACGCAUUCGCAUUUAUACCUAAAUAUUCGCGUUUUCGUAUACAUAUUAAAAACGAUUAUGUAUAACUAUAAUUAGAUGUUUUAUUACGAAUAAAGAUGUAAUACAAUUUACACAUUUCCAAAGAAA
Messenger RNA from Daktulosphaira vitifoliae (grape phylloxera), 3381 nucleotides. RefSeq lists its product as uncharacterized. The transcript is spliced from 5 exons. Gene Ontology annotation, molecular function: oxidoreductase activity. The record is from RefSeq and is a predicted model, not a curated record. NCBI's taxonomy places the organism in Eukaryota, Metazoa, Arthropoda, Insecta, Hemiptera, Phylloxeridae. The coding region runs from base 684 to 2312 and encodes 542 amino acids.